Molecule: messenger RNA, 737 nt
Organism: Schistocerca piceifrons (Central American locust)
Lineage: Eukaryota; Metazoa; Arthropoda; Insecta; Orthoptera; Acrididae
Product: cuticle protein 16.5-like
Exons: 5
Coding region: 58-594 (178 amino acids)
Source: RefSeq, a predicted model, not a curated record
CAUCUGCUCAGGAAACUUCUUCAGCUCGUUGCGGAGCCCAACACACGCCUGCUCACCAUGAAGACCGCCAUUGUCAUCCUGUUCGCUGUAGCCGCCUGCGUGCUGGCCGCUGAAAACAAGGAGGCGACCGCUGAGAAGAAGCAGGAGAAGAGGGGACUCCUGGGUCUGGGAUACGGCGGAUACGGGUACGGAGCAGCCAUCGCCGCUCCGGCAGCGGUUGGCUACGCCGCUGCCCCCGCCAUUGCUGCCGCCCCCGCUGUCACCUACGCCGCCCCCGCCAUUGCUGCCGCCCCCGCUAUCAGCUACGCCGCCCCAGCCAUCGCUGCUGCUCCUGCAGUCAGCUACGCCGCCCCUGCCAUUGCUGCGGCUCCUGCAGUUAGCUACGCUGCCCCCGCGAUCAGCUACGCCGCCCCCGCAAUCGCCAGAGUAGCAGCUGCUCCGGCAAUUUCCUACGCCGCCCCAGCCAUCGCCGCUGCUCCAGCCAUCUCGUACGCUGCUGCUCCAGCCCUUAGCUACGCGAGGUACGCUUCUUCCCUGAGCUAUGGUGCCUAUGGCGCGUAUGGUGCGUCCUACUCCAGAUACGCCCUGCACUAAACGGAACCCCAUCUAUACAUCAGGUUGGCGGCACUAAAUUGCGGAGAGCAGCAUUUUCUACGAUUGUUACCAAAACGCAGGACGUGCUCAAAUACCCUCAUGUGAGAAUUACCCUCAUAGUUAAAUAAAUUUUUUCAAACAAA